This is a messenger RNA of Drosophila sulfurigaster albostrigata, 1349 nucleotides long. It is a transcript of the gene mEFTs, whose product is annotated as elongation factor Ts, mitochondrial. Gene Ontology annotation, molecular function: translation elongation factor activity; protein binding. The transcript is spliced from 3 exons. NCBI's taxonomy places the organism in Eukaryota, Metazoa, Arthropoda, Insecta, Diptera, Drosophilidae. Gene Ontology annotation, cellular component: mitochondrial matrix. Gene Ontology annotation, biological process: mitochondrial translational elongation. The record is from RefSeq and is a predicted model, not a curated record. Bases 318 to 1262 code for a protein of 314 amino acids.
GGGAAACAAGUAUUGCACAAGCAAUUUCACACCGCGUUUAUUGUUAUUGUUAAAUUAAGGCGCCUGAACGCGUUUAUUACGAUUAAUUAAAGACCACAACAGCCGGUGUUUGCUGCACUAUCAACUGUUUGAAAACAAAUGCAAAUCACAAAUUAGAAAAAUUGAUUAAACAAAUAGUAAACCCAACAACCAAGGCAACAACCAUCAGCACAUUUUUUUGUUGCCCAUAGCAGCAGUAGGCUAGCGCAACAAGUAAAACACAAAUAUUUUUGUGUUAAAUUAGAAAAAAAAAAACAUAGAUAAAUUCUCAAUAAAAUAUGUUGCUGCAAAAGUUUCUCGGACGUACUCUUCACACCACGCGGCGCUUUUAUGCCGCCGGCGCAGGUUUGGAGAAGAGCGCGCUGUCGGCGCUGAGGAAGAAGACCGGCUACACAUUCGCCAACUGCAAGAAGGCGCUCGAGUUGCAUAACAACGACAUCAGCCAGGCUGAGAAAUGGCUGCACGAACAGGCGCAAUCAAUGGGGUGGUCCAAGGCCACCAAAGUAGCAGAUCGUGUCACCACACAAGGAUUGGUUGGCGUGCUCAUCAAUGGCAAUCGUGGCGCCAUGGUGGAGUUGAAUUGUGAGACGGAUUUCGUGGCACGCAACGAUACAUUUAAGCGCUUCGUGGAUCACGUGUCGCGCAUUGUGCUGCACUACACGGAUCAGACCGAGUUCGACGGUGACAUCUGGAAGCUUGGCUUUGAUGCGGAUGCUCUGAAGAAUCUGGAAACGCCGCAAGGCGGCAAUCUGGCCGAUCAUCUGGCGCUGCUUAUCGGAGCCAUUGGCGAAAACGCCAGCAUACGGCGUGCCCUCUGCUUCAAGGUCAACAACGAUCUAAUGCUUACUGGGUAUGCGCAUCCAGCGCCCACAAACAUCACGACAACACAGAAUAUCACCCAGGUGGGCAAAUAUGGUGCCAUUGUCGCUUUUCGUGCACGCGACUUUGAUGAUCUGGAAGUGCAAAAGGGAAUUUGUCAGCAAAUUGUGGGAAUGAAACCCAUUAAAAUUGGCGAAUAUGGCAAGGAUAAGCCGGCGGAGAAUAAAGACGAUGAGACGUGUCUCAUUUAUCAGGAAUAUCUACUGGAUGCCGAUAAGACGGUGGGCGAAGUGCUCAAAGAGCGCGGCGUUGACAUCGUUGACUAUCAUCGAUUCGAGUGCGGCGAGCCAUCAAAACGCGAUCUCAAAGAUCUGCUGCAGGCCCAGCAGCUGAACAGCAAUUGAACAACAAUUCGAACUUGACUCUGUAGCAUCCAAAAUUUUGUUGUACACCUUUAUUGUUAAACUCGUAAAUUCUAGCCACCAUAAUAA